GCGAUAGUUUGGUAAAUCAUGUGUUUGUUAGUGGAGUGGAUAUAACAACACACUAGAAAGCAGAUCGGCUGUGUAGCUUUUCUGAUUUUGAGCCUGCUUCUACAGCUUUUUCCACGGCACGGAGAGACGUGCACUUAUUCAAAUAAUUCGCAUUCGCCGCAUCUGUCUGUAAAAGUCUAGAAGAAGUGGUACAUCGGCUGACGCAAGCGAGUCUUAUGAAUUAACUCGGCUCUGCGUUCGAGAGCCAUGACGGGCUUCACAGAGGGUGCCCUGGUAAAGAAGCUGUGUGAGCUGAACGCCUCGCAGCAGAGCAUCCAGACGCUGUCCCUCUGGCUGAUCCACCACAGAAAGCACCACACGGUAAUCGUCAAAGUGUGGAUGCGCGAACUCGUAAAAGCUAAGGAUGGGCAGAAACUGACGUUCAUGUACUUGGCCAACGACGUGAUACAAAACAGCAAGAAAAAAGGCCCAGAGUUUGGCGACGAGUACAGAGGCACCCUGUCCAGAGCGUUCGAGCACCUGAGCGCGGCAGCCAAGGACGAAAAGACAAAACAGGGGCUGCUCAAAAUACUCAAGGUCUGGGAGGAGCGGGGCGUCUAUGAGCCCAAGCUGAUCAAGGAAUGGCGGAGUUUCAUCACUAAGAGCAGCAGCAAGGUAGUGACGCCUGAGACGAAGGUAGCAGGCGCCGCUCAGGCGGUGGAAAACGGCGCCGGAACGUCUGCCAAAAAGGCAAAACCUGAAAAGGAACGGCGGCAUUCCGAGACGGUGGUAGAGGUCGACGGCAAGACCGAGUCACACAUCAUCCUUUCCCCGGCACAUAAUCCACCUGGCGAUCCUCCCGAGCCAGAGGAACUAGUCAAAGCUUUGCUGGAUUUGGAAAGAUCUGCGUCUAGCGAUGCGGCUGUCAGAGAAAAAAUUGCCAAUCUCCCCCCGGAAGUGUCCAGACUCGACUUAUUAACUAAACUAAGAGACAAGGACGAAGCGCAGCAGCUCAUCAACAGGGUAAGCGAGGCCCUAAACCUGCUGAACGACUAUAAUGCUCGUCUAGCAGCUGAAAUGGAGGACCGAAAAAAAUUAAAGUCGAUGCUCCACGAUUUUCUUCACGCGCAGAAAGAACUUUUGCUUCAGGCAGAGGAGCGACACGUUGAAUACAUCGAGAAACUAGCCAAGGUACAGCAAGUGAAAGAAGAACUCAAGUCGCACCUGCAGAACUUGCCCGAAAUGAACGCUGAGGUGACAGGAAGUUUAGCGCCACUCCCCUCCGCUGGUGACCUUUUCCGCAUGAACUGAUUUGUACUAUUUGAGCAACCUGCUGGAUUUUAUUUCUAAAGAGGAUUAAAACUACGUAUUUGCUGCUGCUACACCCAAAGUAAGACAAAUAAAGGCACAGAUCUACGCUGUAAUAUUUACAGACAUCCAA
Molecule: messenger RNA, 1420 nt
Organism: Cloeon dipterum
Lineage: Eukaryota; Metazoa; Arthropoda; Insecta; Ephemeroptera; Baetidae
Product: regulation of nuclear pre-mRNA domain-containing protein 1B
Exons: 6
Coding region: 247-1290 (347 amino acids)
Biological process (GO): mRNA 3'-end processing
Molecular function (GO): RNA polymerase II complex binding
Source: RefSeq, a predicted model, not a curated record